Messenger RNA from Spodoptera exigua (beet armyworm), 932 nucleotides. The record is from the annotation of a GenBank genome assembly. Lineage: Eukaryota; Metazoa; Arthropoda; Insecta; Lepidoptera; Noctuidae.
UCAAAAUCCACCAGACAGUAAUUUGGCAUUUGGUAAAUUCACAACAAGGUUACGAAAUACUGCGAUUAAAAUGCGAAUAUACGGGUUUCUAGGAAAGAAAGUUGGAGAUCUGACGAUCAAAUAUUCGAACUUCCCUGAAUCCUAUGUUAAAAGAAGCUAUGAGCAGGUGUAUUGGAAGAAUCCUUCGAACUAUCCACAAUAUCCAAAGGCUCAAAUAGCUCGUAAACAGUAUAGGUUUACGACAAACAGGCCUUGGACUGGUCAGUUCCGUUUGCAAAAUGACCGUAAUAUGCACAGGAAGAAAGUGUUCGUGGAACCCGUAGGCGACUGGAGCUUCUUCAAAGGUGACCGUGUGGAGAUAAUGGUUGGUAAAGAUAAGGGCAAGCAAGGGAUUAUCUCACAAGUGAUUCAGGAACGCAAUUGGGUCAUUGUGGAGGGACUCAACACACAUCUCAGAGUUGUGGGCAAAGACAGCAAGUUUCCAGGCAUAACCAUCCAGUCGGAGGCUCCUCUUCUGGUGACCACUGACGUCAAGCUGGUGGAUCCUGAGACUCUGAAACCUACCGAGUUCCAGUGGAGGUACACUGAGGAGGGAGACAAGGUGCGUGUAUCCAUGGCGAGUAGCAGAAUCAUCCCUAUCCCAAAAGCUUCGGAGGAGACUAUGGACUUCAAGAGCAAGGAGUUGUACAUUGAGAACGUUGAGAAGGACACCACAGCCGAUGCCGCUGUUAAGGUAACUUUCGCGCCAAAACUAAAGACAUUUGAAAUGGACAUUAUGGAGGAGAUGGGCAUCAAAGAGGACAGAGUUCCCGCCAAAUCUUACUGGUAUUAAUAUAAAUGUAGUAAUGUAAUAGUGAUCUUUGUAAAUUAUUAGUUUUAUUAAUAAACAUAACAACAUGUUUUAUUUAAUAAUAAAUGAUGUUUUCAAAAUA